AUGGAGACCCUUGAGAACCUAAUCAACUGGGCCGAAGCCAAGGGAGUCGUGCUCAACGGCAUCAGGCCGGAGCGGAUCGCCGGCCGUGGCACCGGCGUCAUCGCAACCCACACUGUCACGGCGGGAGAUACGGUCCUCAGCGUGCCCACUCCGGUCCUUCGGUCACUACACACGGUUCCCAAGGCGAUAUCCAAGAGCUUGCCUCGUGACAUCACACUCCACGGCCUCCUCGCUGCAGAUCUAGCCCUGGACCAGAGCUCUGUAUACGAUGUCUGGAACGCCGCACUUCCCACCAAGGCUGAUUUUGAGGCCGGCGUGCCCAUCCUGUGGCCGGAGGAGCUUCAGGCCAUGCUGCCCCAGCGGGCGGCGGAUCUACUAAGGAAGCAGCAGACAAAGUUCCAACGGGACUGGGACAUGGUAGUAGCAGCCUAUCCCGAGGUCGAGAGGGAGCAUUACCUGUACAACUGGCUCCUCGUGAACACACGUACUUUUUAUUACACCACCCCGGCAUUGGAGAAACGGGCCCGGGAAGACCGGAUGGCCCUGCAGCCUGUUGCCGACCUUCUCAACCACGCCGAUCAAGGCUGCAAUGUGUCUUUCUCGACUGACGGCUUCGCCAUCACCGCCAACCGGGAGUACCAUGCUGGAGAGGAGAUUCACAUAAGUUAUGGGGCUCACUCCAACGACUUUCUCUUUGUCGAGUACGGCUUCGUGCUGGACGACAACCGGUGGGACGAGGUGUGCCUGGACGAGGUCAUCCUGCCGCGUCUGACCAAGAAGCAGAAAGUAGAAUUGGAAGAGGUGGGUUUCCUGGGGCAGUACAUGCUCGACGCAGAGACGGCCGGGUGUCACCGGACUCAGGUCGCCCUGCGCCUUCUGUGCUGUACUCCCGGGCAGUUCAACAGCUUUGUCAAUGCCGAAGACGACGGCGAGGCAUCGCAAGCGAAAGUAGACGCCUUGCUGGAGGAGCUUCUCCUGAAGCUGACCAGCUCCAUCAAUCAAACCCUGGACAGGAUCGGCGGCAGUCAUGUCGGCGACGCCAGCCAACGGGAGCUUCUCAGCACGAGGUGGACACAGAUGAAGAACAUGAUAUCGUUCACCUUUAUCCUUCCUCUCUUUCCCAGGCUCCUGGAGUUCUACCGAAAUAUCGAAGCUCCCGCCGAGUCAACCCCCGGUGCAUCCCCGACCGUGCUCUCUCGUAUACUGGGAUAUCUGAACGCGUACAAGGCAGCCUUUGCUCGGCCCAUCGACACUCGAUAUGACAUCGUCUUGCUAGGAGGUGCUCUCGGCAGCAUGUUCUCGCUUCUGCAAGCGUUCGCAUCGCCAGUGAUUGGCCAUCUGUCUGACCGCCAUGGACGACGAACAGCAUUGCUCGCUAGCAUGGCCGGCAACAUCCUCUCGGUGCUCCUCUGGGUCAUGGCCGUCGACUUCCGCACGUUCCUCCUCUCGCGAGUUGUAGGGGGCUUAUCUGAGGGCAACAUACAGUUGACGACAGCCAUGGCAACCGACAUCUCUGACGAGGCGAACCGGUCGGCGACAAUGGCGAUGAUCGGAGCCUGCUUCUCGAUUGCCUUCACCAUUGGCCCAGCGCUAGGCGCCUGGCUAAGCUCGUUCGCUACCAUUGCGGCCAACCCGUUUGCGACGGCUGCUGGGUUCUCGCUGUUCCUUAUUGUGACCGAGACGAUCUAUCUCUACUUUUAUUUGCCCGAGACUCUUCCCUCGAAACGGGCGUCUGACACGGGGAAUGGAAAAGCGAAAACUACUCGAUCCGUACCGGUGCCGCGUACCAAUUCGCAUUUUCUUCUCAACGCAAUUCAUCUAUCUUUUCUUCUUUUCUUCUCCGGCAUGGAGUUCUCUCUGCCGUUUAUGACGUACGAUCUUUUUCAGUACACCUCGGCCAACAAUGGCAGGCUUCUGGGGUUUGUCGGCAUCGUGUCUGCUGUUCUCCAAGGAGGUGUCACUCGGCGGCUUUCACCCUUGUUGAACGUCAAGAUCGGGGUUGUGUCAUGCUUGAUUGCAUUCAUAAUGCUCGGGUUUUUGAACAACGUCUAUCUUCUCUACGUGGCCGCCGCCUUCCUGGCGACGACGUCCGCCACGGUGGUGACACAUCUCAACGCUCUUAGCAGCUUUGAGGCGAGCGAAGACGAGCGAGGAGGCAAGCUCGGAAUGCUCCGGAGCUGGGGCCAGCUUGGCCGCGGCCUGGGUCCCGUGUUGUUCACGAGUGUCUACUGGUGGGCUGGAAGAGGGGCGGCGUACGGGAUGGGCGCCGUCGGCAUUGCAUGUGUCAGUCUUGCUGUGUUCUUGGGGCUGAAGUCUCCGCCGGGGUCAGAAAAGGGAAGCAAGCAGGCUGCAGAGAAGAAGGCUGCAUAG
This is a messenger RNA of Thyridium curvatum, 2370 nucleotides long. RefSeq lists its product as uncharacterized. Gene Ontology annotation, biological process: transmembrane transport. The coding region runs from base 1 to 2370 and encodes 789 amino acids. Gene Ontology annotation, cellular component: brush border membrane. The transcript is spliced from 4 exons. Lineage: Eukaryota; Fungi; Ascomycota; Sordariomycetes; Thyridiales; Thyridiaceae. The record is from RefSeq and is a predicted model, not a curated record. Gene Ontology annotation, molecular function: transmembrane transporter activity; protein binding.